AUGUCUGGCUUUUACGGAAUUCCGCUCCCUGUCUUAACAGAUUCCUAUAAACCAUCGCAUUCUUUUCUGUUUCCUGAAGCAAAAAAGGCCGUUGCUUACGCAGAAUUUCGAAGUGGUUUUAAAAAUGAUAAUGAAGAUACGCGUAUCGUCUUUUAUGGAUUUCGCUACAUAAUUGAAAAUUAUAUCUCAGUGAAAUGGACGCGCAAAGAUGUUGAACUUGCCGAAAAAUUCUUUGCGACGCAUAAUGCUGGGUAUACUAAUUUCCCGUUCCCUAAGGAUUUGAUACUAAAGUUUAUUGAAGAAAAUGAUGGAUAUUUUCCGAUUAAGAUCGAAGCACUGCCCGAAGGAACUGUAGCACAUAAGCAUACGCCAGUAUUUCAGAUCACAACCGAAGGAGAAUAUACUCCUUUGCUUACUUAUCUUGAAACUUUACUAUUAAUGGCGUGGUAUCCAUCUACUGUGGCGACCUGCUCACGACGUGCACGCGAUGUAAUUGAAAAAGCAUAUCAAGACACAGUCGACGACGACGGAUAUUGGACUUUGGAAAGUCGUCUUCAUGAUUUUGGAUUUCGUGGAUGUACCGGUAUUGAGCAAUCAAUGCUUGGAGGAGCAGCUCAUCUUCUAAACUUUACAGGAACCGAUACAUUGAGCGCAGCUUAUUAUGUUCAAUACCAUUUAAACAACGGGAAGCCUAUUGGGUCUUCUAUUCCUGCCACUGAACAUUCCGUUAUGACUGCAUAUAAAACGGAACGGGAGGCUAUCUCGAAAAUGAUUGAACUAUUUGGUUUCGGCGCGUUUGCAUGUGUAAUGGAUUCAUACGACUACGCAUUUGCACUGGAAAAAAUAUUGCCUUCCGUUGCAUCGCAAAAACUUGAAAAAGGUGGUUUUAUGGUAUUACGACCUGACAGCGGUGAUCAAGUUGAAGUUGUUUUAAUGGCUCUGAGGGCAGCGGAGAAGGUUUUUGGAUGUGAUGUGAAUAAAAAAGGAUACAAAGUGUUACGUGGGUGCGGUGUUAUUCAAGGUGAUGCUGUCACUUCGGAAACUCUGUCUGCUAUCUUGGCUGCGGCUAAGGAAGCUGGUUAUUCGGCACAAAAUAUUGCUUUUGGAAUGGGCGGCGCACUUUUGCAGAAAGUUAAUAGGGAUACGAUGAGUUUUGCAUGCAAGCUAUCACAUAUAACAUAUUCAGAUGACACUAAACGAGAUGUUAUGAAAAUACCGAAAUCUGAUGGCGGAAAGAUAAGUUUGCCUGGUGAAUUUGUGGUGCAACGUAAUGCUGAAGGGGUCCCAAUUAUUCAUCCUAAAGAAUCGGCAGCUCCCAAUACCGAGAACCUACUCCGUGUUGUGUAUGAUCACGGAAAAGUAUGUGACUGGGAUGACUUUGACACUGUACGAAAACGUGUUGCCAAGGAAUGGUCUGCCUUACCGACCAAAUACGAUAAUAUUAGUCCUGAAUUACGCGUAAAAAUCGAUAAGACUAUUGAGACUCUAAAAAAGAAUCGAGAAUCUUUGCAAAUGGGUUAA
Messenger RNA from Ambispora leptoticha, 1521 nucleotides. The record is from the annotation of a GenBank genome assembly. Lineage: Eukaryota; Fungi; Glomeromycota; Glomeromycetes; Archaeosporales; Ambisporaceae.